Molecule: messenger RNA, 5484 nt
Organism: Chinchilla lanigera (long-tailed chinchilla)
Lineage: Eukaryota; Metazoa; Chordata; Mammalia; Rodentia; Chinchillidae
Gene: Rubcn
Product: KIAA0226 ortholog
Exons: 20
Coding region: 223-3084 (953 amino acids)
Biological process (GO): negative regulation of endocytosis; negative regulation of autophagosome maturation
Cellular component (GO): late endosome; early endosome
Molecular function (GO): phosphatidylinositol phosphate binding
Source: RefSeq, a predicted model, not a curated record
AAUUUUGGGAGUUGUAGUUCCCGGAGCCGGAAAUGGGGGCGGCAGGGAUAGAAACCGCAGCUGAGGAAUCCGUCACUGACGCUGCUGACGCUUGGGUGUAGCACAUCCCUGGGAGCCCAGCAGCCCUGGGUCCCGCCUCUGUUUCCGCGGGGCUCAGAGAAUCCUGGCGGCCGAAGCGAUAGGGUCGCCUCUCCCCGGCCAGGAGCGGCCUCGCAGCACCAAAUGCGGCCGGACGGCGCGGGAAUGGAUCUGGGUGGCUGCGAAGAGCGCCUGCCGGAGGAGAGCAGGCGGGAGCACUGGCAGCUGCUGGGCAAUUUGAAGACCACUGUGGAGGGGUUGGUGUCAGCCAACAGCCCCAAUGUCUGGUCCAAGUAUGGUGGCCUGGAGCGGCUUUGCAGGGACAUGCAGCGCAUUCUCUACCAUGGGCUCAUCCAUGACCAGCUCUGUUGCCGGCAGGCAGAUUACUGGCAGUUCGUGAAGGACAUCCGCUGGCUCAGCCCCCACUCCGCCCUCCACGUGGAGAAGUUCAUCAACUUGCAUGAGAACAGCCAGAGCGACGCUGCUGGUGUGAGCGAGCGCGCUGUGGCGGAGCUGUGGCUGCAGCACAGCUUGCAGUGCCACUGCCUCUCGGCGCAGCUGCGGCCCCUGCUGGGGGACAGGCAGUACAUCCGGAAAUUCUACACAGACAGCGCCUUCCUGCUCAGCGACGCGCACGUGACAGCCAUGCUGCAGUGCCUGGAAGCCGUGGAGCAGAACAACCCCCGCUUGCUGGCCCAGAUCGACGCGUCCAUGUUUGCCAGAAAGCACGAGAGCCCACUGCUGGUGACGAAAAGCCAGAGCCUGACUGCUUUGCCCAGUUCCACACAUGCCCCACUGACCAGCUGCGCUCAGCAUUCCUACUUCGGGGCCUCUUCCAGCCUGCACCAGUCCAUGCCCUACAGCUCAGAGAGAAGAACCACUUCCUUUGCACUCUCUGGUGCUCCCCAGAGACCCCAGGAAGGCGGAGGACACCUGUCCCCAGCAGAGGAACAAACCACCCAGGCCCCCCAGCUUUCAGACUUGGCACCAGCCUCGGAGUCCCCAUCAGCCCUACAAGAGAUGAGCUCUGGGGCUCCAACCAGCCCGCUGGAGGCAUCCUGGGCCGGCAGCCAGAGUGACUCCCCGAGUGACGGCAGUGAGGGCCCUGAGUACCUGGCCAUCGGCAGCCUGGACCCCCAUGGCCAGCCCAGCAGCUGUCAGAGCCCCAGCAGCAAUGCUGGGAGCAGCAGCUCGAACCUGUUCUCCUCCAGUGGCUCCCAGAAGCCUGGCUCUACUGCUUCUUCUUUAGGAGACCAAGAGGGCGGCAGGCAGAGCCAGCUUUCCAGCAUCCUCCGCAGGUCCAGCUUCUCAGAGGGGCAGACGCUCCCUGUCACGGGUGGGACGAAGAAGAGCCACAUCCGCUCCCACUCGGACACCAACAUCGCCACCAGAGGAGCCCCAGGAGGCCCCAGGAAUAUCACCAUUAUAGUCGAAGAUCCCAUUGCAGAGGGCGACCAGUACCCAGGCUCAGGAGAGGGCAUGUUCCGGAGACCGUCGGAAGGACAAUCCCUCAUCAGCUACCUCUCGGAGCAGGACUUCGGCAGCUGUGCGGAUCUGGAAAAGGAGAACGCCCACUUCAGCAUCUCCGAGUCCUUGAUUGCCGCCAUCGAGCUGAUGAAGUGCAACAUGAUGAACCAGUGCUUGGAGGAGGAGGUGGAGGAGGAGGACAGCGAUCGAGAGAUCCAGGAGUUGAAGCAGAAAAUCCGCCUCCGGCGCCAGCAGAUCCGCACCAAGAACCUGCGCUCGGAGUACCAGGAGACAGAGCACGGGAGCUUUCGGGUCACCUCCAGCAGCUCCCAGUUCAGCUCUCGGGACUCAGCCCAAUUCUCCGACUCUGGCUCCCCUGAUGAGGUUGAUGAAUUUGAAAUCCAAGAUGCCGACAUCCCACGGAGCUCGGCCUUGAGCGGCAAGCACUUCAUUUCCUCCCAGUCCUUCUCCCACAGCGCCCUGCACUCCACGUCGGCUGAGGCGGUGGCCAUGGGGCUUCUGAAGCAGUUUGAAGGCAUGCAGCUUCCGGCGGCCUCGGAGCUGGAGUGGCUGGUCCCAGAGCACGACGCCCCUCAGAAGCUCCUGCCCAUCCCCGACUCCCUGCCCAUCUCGCCAGACGACGGGCAGCACGCGGACAUCUACAAGCUGCGGAUCCGCGUGCGCGGCAACCUGGAGUGGGCCCCACCCCGGCCUCAGAUCAUUUUUAAUGUUCAUCCAGCCCCAACGAGGAAGAUCGCUGUGGCCAAGCAGAAUUACCGCUGCGCGGGAUGUGGCAUCCGGACUGACCCUGAUUACAUCAAGCGGCUGCGGUACUGUGAGUACCUAGGCAAGUACUUCUGUCAGUGCUGCCACGAGAACGCCCAGACGGUCAUUCCCAGCCGGGUGCUGCGCAAGUGGGACUUCAGCAAGUACUACGUCAGCAAUUUCUCCAAGGACCUGCUCCUCAAGAUCUGGAACGACCCCCUCUUCAACGUGCAGGACGUCAACAGCGCCCUCUACAGGAAGGUCAAGCUGCUCAACCAAGUGCGGCUGCUGCGGGUGCAGCUGUACCACAUGAAGAACAUGUUCAAGACAUGCCGGCUGGCCAAGGAGCUUCUGGACUCUUUUGACACAGUCCCAGGCCACCUGACAGAGGACCUCCACCUGUACUCUCUGAAUGACCUGACCGCCACCAAGAAGGGGGAGCUGGGGCCGCGGCUCGCCGAGCUCACCCAGGCAGGGGCUGCCCAUGUGGAGCGCUGCAUGCUCUGCCAAGCCAAGGGCUUCAUCUGUGAGUUCUGUCAGAAGGAGGAGGACGUCAUCUUCCCUUUCGAGCUGCAGAAGUGCCGGAUCUGUGAAGAGUGUAAGGCGUGCUACCAUAAGGCCUGCUUCAAGUCAGGACGCUGCCCCCGGUGCGAGCGGCUGCAGGCCCGGCGGGAGCUGCUGGCCAGGCACAGCCUGGAAUCCUACAUGUCCGACUACGAGGAGGAACCCGCGGAGGCCUUGAGCCUUGGAGCCACCGUUCCGGAGGGCACCUGAGGGAAGCACGCUGAGCCCUCCGUCUCAGGGCCGGGUCACACAAAAUGCAGAACUGAGCCACCCUUUGAAGGACUUUGCCCUUGGGGCUUUUUUUUUCUAAAUUAUUAUUUUUUUAAUGCCUUGUCUGACGUCCACAUGUAGCUGACCUCUGUUCGGUUGAUGGGUCCAGUCCGUCGUGAUGACUGACUAGUAGGCACCAGUACCUUCCAUGGGGACUGACACGCGGGUCUGAGUGAAGCUUCUAGUGCCGCUGGCAGGGAGUGGACGCGAGAGCCAGUUCCGUCCCCAUGGUCUCCACAGGACCAGCCCUGGCUGCCGUGCAUCGCCAGUAUCACCUCCACUUGUUUCUAGUUUUAGAGCCUCUGAGCCCGGCCUCUCAGCCAGCUGUCUUCUCCUUUGCUGCUGUCACGGUGGGUGGGAUUUUUUCCAUCCGGGUCCUGAGAUAGGGAGACGCGGGGAGAACGGAACCCCAUGGGUGGCUGUCAGGCUUGCACAGGCACUGGAAGGCCAUCAGAGCAGUCGCUGCUGCCCUGGAGCGCACGGACCUCCAGGACACAGCCAUAAAGUCCCUGCUCAGAGAGUUCGAGGCAAACAUGGUGGCUCACGCUGACGCUUCAUCUACCCGGCGGGCUUGAAGCAGGCAACACGACUGAGGCGCAGGCCCGGCCCAGGUGUAGCCUGCACCACAGCGUGAGCGAGGCACGGCCGGUGUUGAGGAGCGUUUGUCCAGGUAGAGGAGCCGCUGGCGCCCUCGGGUGUCUGGGUCUCUGGUGACUGAGCCGCUGGGCGCAGGUGCGAUCUUUCAAGCUCAGGAGCCCCUGAUGCCCUAAGUUAAGCACGGAAACCUUGCUGUGGGCCAUCUUAGCGCGGGUCCCUUACUGCAUGCUGUUGGGUGGUCACAGUGGUUCUCAGUAAAGACAGCCCAGCUCUGCUCUCUGUCCCUUGUACCACCAAACUGGGACCCUCGCUGGUGGCUGAUCUCUUGCCUUAGUUUCUUUUUUUCAGAGUUGGAGAAAACCCUCCCUGCUAUUCGUAGUGUUAGAAAACGUGACAGUUUGUGGAUGUGACUGUGAAUGUCCCUGCAUUCUCUGGAUAACGUGUCUGUACCCUAAUUAUGCACUUACCUCUUUGUCCCCCACCCCCGUGACAUUCCUACGUCCAGCCAUUUUCCUGUGCCUGGUUUUAACAUGCUUCCCGCCCCCACGUUAGUGUGUAUUUUGAUGGGAAGAGCACUUGGCUGGGGCUUGGUAUACGUUUGUGGUGUUCUUGAAGUUGCUGUAAGUCCUAACUGCCAUGGGAAACGCUGGUCGGGUCGCUUCUCCGAGGCGGGCGCUCGGGGCCCUGACCUGGCAGAGUUCUGGGACUGACACGAUGCUUGUCUUCCCAUAGUUGGUCACUAGUAGAGAAGCUUUGGCCUGGGCACUGCCCCGGAAGCCGAACGGAAAGUCACACAUGGUUGGUGGAAGCUGAUUUGUGCCGGAGCCGCGGGGCACAGGGCUCUCUCGAGGAAGUGGAAGGGACAGUAGGGUGACAGCUAAAGUGAAGCUCUGCGAGAGCGCGAGGAACGAGGAGGAGCUGGCCCGGGCGCGGGAUCUUCUGCUCUGACUCGGGUCACGAGGCUCUGGGCGGGUUCUGCGCCCAGCUCCCGGCCGGGCGCUCGGAGCCGCGGCCCAGCCCGUCCUGCAGGGGGCUUCGAGACUGACUGCACAUGUCACUGGGGCUUGGCCUCUGCUCCGGACUCGGGCGUGUAAACGUGAGCUCUGCUUUAGGGUUGGGCUUAAAUUUCAAACCCAUCUACUUACCCACGUCACUACACUGGAGGAGCCACAGCUCUCCUGUUCCUGCCACACAGGACCGGGGCCGAACUCCGCCGUCUUCCAGGACCCACGUUACUCCGUUUCCCCGGCUCCCUGCCCAUCCCCUUACAUGCCGUACGUCUUCACCUGACACUAGCCGUUGUCAGAGGCCAGACAGCCGUGUAUUUAUUUACUGGAGAGUCAGGAGAGGGGCCCGAGGAAGGGAUGCUGGGAAAGCACGUUGAGCCGAGCAUACCUGGGAGCCCGGCCGCCGCGGGGCGACUGAGUGCGCUGACGAGUCCCUCCUGCGUGACGCGGAGGGAAGGGGGCUUUUCUGUACAUAAAGGGAACACAAGCUUGCUUCCAAGGUGGAGGCAGAGUCGAGACGUUGCAGAAGAGUGGGAGGCAGACACGUCCCCCCACGAGGCUGUUACCGACUUUCUCUGCCGAUGUCCCAGCGCUUUUGUUGCCUUAACACAAAGGAGCAAGUCUCAGUGGCAGUGUGGCGGACACGCCACUCGUGUUUGAGCUGGGUUUCCGCUCGCCGCUGAUCUCGCACAGCCUAACGGUCCACUGUCAUCUCUAAUAAACUAAGUGAAAGCUG